GCAAACAACAGGAAGCGGAAGCGAGUUAUCAGGAGAUGGUCCUCGUGGCCCUGGGAGUCGUCGUGGUCCGCGAGGACGUCGUCCGGCGGCCCACCAAGCACCAGCGGGACUAGACGAGAAAUCGUCUCCGAUAUGGACGGUGUUUUACAGCAGUUUAGCGCUAGACGUUCCCGGCUCGCCGCCUUCUUCCAACGACAUCCGGCACCCGCAGGAAGCCCGGUACCGUGCGUUCUGGAAGGAACUCUUCCCCAUCUCUGA
Molecule: messenger RNA, 258 nt
Organism: Amoebophrya sp. A120
Lineage: Eukaryota; Dinophyceae; Syndiniales; Amoebophryaceae
Source: the annotation of a GenBank genome assembly